AUGUCAAUUAAGUAUUUGCAAAAAAAUAGAGGGUGGAAAGGAAUGUAAUUUUUUUGCUUUCCUCCGAACAAUUUUGUUGAUAACACCUUUAUGUCGUUUGUUUAUCGAAUUGCUUGCAUUUGACGGGAAGUAAAGUGGCACUUGCUGCAAUAACACCAAACGUGGAAUACCGUAUUCAUCAUUGGUAUACAUGUUAAAAAAUGUCAACCAAUGUGAACUUGGCAAACAAUGAUGAGGACUCUUUCAUCAUCCUGGGUACGUCACCAGGUACUAGUCUGGACCUAAGGUGCAAUGGCGUGGAAAAUGGAGACACACUUGACAAGGAGCAGAUUGAAGAUGCAUUGAAAGAUAUUCCUCCCGAAGCUUCAAUGGCUUUUAAGGCAUAUUUUCACAUUGGUGACACUCCAUCUCCGGGUAGUAUGAUGAUCGCCAGCACGAUAGUAACAGAAGACAGAAGUACGGAGGAGCUACAGAAGCGGUUCGGUGAACUUCUAGACGAGAACCUGGUCCUCAAGGAGACUCUGAAGCAGAACAAUGAGUCCCUGAAGGAACAGCUGGGUUUAAUAUCCUCCUGUCAGGACGAUAUGUUGAACACACACAAGAUACAUAGAGAGAAAUUUGAUGAAACUAAGAAUUUAGUUAAAAAGUUACGUGAAGAAAAUAAGAUAUUAAAGGCAGACGCUAUGCGUUUGUCCGGGGGCACGGGGGGCGGGUCGCAGCCGCGGUCUUUGCGCUCGGGGGCGUCUUCAGGGGUGGAGUUUGUGACGUCACCUGACGACGACACCAUAGACAAGCUAACAUCACAAUUGGAACUUGUUGAGAAGCAAAGACGACAGGUUAUAGUUGAAAAUGAAAAAUUAACCUGGCAAAAGGAAUCUCUAGAGCACAUAGUGGAUGCUACUUCCAAAGAAAGAGAUGAACUUAAAGAGAAAUUGAAAAAUCUUGAGUUGCAAACAUCUACGACAGAAAGUGAUCACGCACAAGAAAUUAAAAAAUUACAUUUUAUUAUACAGGAUUUACAGAGACAGCUUAAAUCUGUUAGUGACGCCAAAGAAUCUUCAGAAGAUAUCGCAGCCCGAGACAAAGUCAUACAACAGUUGGAAAGCAAAAUAUCUAACUUGCAAAGUGAACUGAAAGUUGCACAGAUUAAGAUUUUAGAUCUAGAAAAUAUUAAGUUAGAGUUCACUCAGCACAAGUCGUCAGUAUCGGAUACAGUGAGGAUGUACAAGGAGCAGAUACAAGAGCUCUCCACCAGACUGAAAGAAGCGCAGACUACCAUGUUCCAGCCAGUGCGGCUCUCCCUCAGCUCGGAGUCCGAGGGUAGUUCGGAGUUCGCCUCCUUCACCUCCAAUGUGAAGUUGUAUGACAGAACUCUCAAACACUUAGCGGACUUUGUCAACGCACUCACUACUGGGUUGUCCGACAGUUUAGUACAAACAUUAGGUACAGUAGCGAGUUUGUACGAUUUUAAGUUGGAGCGCGGAACAGUCGAUAGAUUCAAGUCCGGCCUCGCUGAUGUUAAACAACAACUAGAAAGGCAACAUAGUUACGCACUUAAUAAUAUAGGCAAACUCCGCGGUAUGCUGUCAAUAUUCGAAGGCAUAUUUAAGGACUACAACGAGCUCUUAAAGAAAGCGCUCACUAAACCUGAAAACAUUGAUUGGUUUCAUAAGUUAUACAUGUUAAGUAUCGAAUUUAAUAUUUAUGAAGCGUUCUUUAUAAAUGUAAUUAAAAAAAAGGUUCGCAAAAAGAAGAAACUAUCAAAUGAGUCAGGGGCGGGGCCUUCUGGGGCGGAGUCUCCGCGCACCCCGCCCCCGCAGCGCUACACCUGCCCCGUCUGCGACAACACAUUCAAGACUCUGAUAUUCCUGCAGCAACAUGUCGACUCUUGUUUGUUGUGAAUUAACACAAUCAUCUGCCACUAAGGGCUUCACUUAGUGUAUUAAUAAUGCUACAGUAUAGCUGACAAUCGAAAAUAAUUCGCAAUCCCUUUUGAAUAAUACAGCAGAAUACUGAAACGACAUUUAAAUUUAUAACACCGCCUACUAAUAUUUACAAAGAG
Molecule: messenger RNA, 2062 nt
Organism: Papilio polytes (common Mormon)
Lineage: Eukaryota; Metazoa; Arthropoda; Insecta; Lepidoptera; Papilionidae
Gene: key
Product: optineurin-like
Exons: 13
Coding region: 201-1901 (566 amino acids)
Biological process (GO): regulation of canonical NF-kappaB signal transduction
Cellular component (GO): nucleus; cytoplasm
Molecular function (GO): K63-linked polyubiquitin modification-dependent protein binding
Source: RefSeq, a predicted model, not a curated record